Molecule: messenger RNA, 868 nt
Organism: Helianthus annuus (common sunflower)
Lineage: Eukaryota; Viridiplantae; Streptophyta; Magnoliopsida; Asterales; Asteraceae
Product: LEAF RUST 10 DISEASE-RESISTANCE LOCUS RECEPTOR-LIKE PROTEIN KINASE-like 1.2
Exons: 1
Coding region: 3-851 (282 amino acids)
Biological process (GO): protein phosphorylation
Molecular function (GO): ATP binding; protein kinase activity
Source: RefSeq, a predicted model, not a curated record
ACAUGCGAGAAGUUGCAGUUAAGAGAUUAUAUAAGAAAAAACACAAAAUAGUCGAACAAUUCAUGAAUGAGGUUCAAAUCUUGGGACAUUUACGACAUCCAAACCUUGUUCUAUUCUACGGUUGCACCUCUCAAAAAAGUCGAGACCUUCUCCUUGUUUAUGAGUACAUUCCCAAUGGCACCAUUACCGACCACCUGCAUGGGAAACAAGCAAUUCCAGGCCGGCUAACAUGGGCCAUACGUUUGAAAAUUGCCAUUGAAACCGCCAGUGCACUAGUGUAUCUCCAUGCCAGUGAUGUUAUACACCGAGAUGUCAAGACAAACAACAUUCUUCUUGAUAAAAAUUUCAGUGUCAAAGUAGCAGAUUUUGGUCUCUCAAGGGUCUCUCCGAAUAGUGUCACUCAUAUAUCAUCAGCUCCUCAGGGAACCCCAGGAUACGUGGAUCCUGAAUAUCACCAAUUAUAUCAAUUAAGUGAUAAGAGUGAUGUUUACAGCUUUGGUGUAGUCUUGAUUGAACUAAUAUCAUCAAUGGUGGCAGUCGAUAAACGUAGGCCCAGAGAAGAGAUUUAUUUGGCAAAUCUCGCUCGAAACAGGAUCCAAAGAUGUGAAAUUGAUCAAUUAAUCGACCCGGCAUUAGUAUCUGAUUCGAAUCGUGAAAUCAAGGUCAUGAUCACAUCAGCAGCAGAGUUGGCUUAUCGAUGUUUACAAUUUGAUUCAGAUAUGAGGCCUACAAUGAAGGAGGUGUUGGAUGUCUUGAUGGAAAUUCAAGCCGGGAGAAGAAUGGAUGUUGUUGAUGAUUCGGUGAUUUUGUUGAAAGAUUUCUCACCUUCGCCGAUCUCUAUGUCAACGUGAAUAAGUGAUAACAGUGG